AUGGAAGGCCGUGAACGCUUCACUGAACCACGCCCUUCAACAUGGACGCUGGUCACCAAAGUCAACGAGAAACACCGACAGUUGGACGAGAGUGACUAUGAGACUUACAAAACCCCCUCUUCUGCUUCGGCAUUAUUCGUCUGUCAAAACGUCGACAAUCCCAGCGAAGAGGCCCUGAUGAGGAUCUACAUGCAGCUUCCAUACAAGGGCUCAGAAAUGGACCGUCCCGAAGAAAGGGCAGAACAGGCUUCAGAAACACUCGACUCAAUAGCUCAAUCAGAAUUCGAUGCUCUCCAGCGCUUGACGGAGAAGCGCUGCGAAUCGACGCCUACCCUCCUAGGCUACAAAAAGGACAAACAAGAUGAAGAUGGAUUUGUUCCUGGCGGCUACAUCUUCUACCUGUUGAUGAUUCGAUUACCUGGCAUUCGCCUCGGGCACAACAUUGAAAUGGAUGCCCUCUUUUGGACUUUGCCUGAUACCACGCGUGACGAUAUUCGCGAGGCAUUCAAGGUUGCUCACACGAAUCUUAUCGAUGCAGGUAUUUACCCCAUGUUCACUGCACUUAAACGUCCUCUCUGGGAUGAGGAGUCAAAGAAGAUGUAUUAUUCCUUCUCCCGUUCUUCUUUCUAG
Molecule: messenger RNA, 630 nt
Organism: Rasamsonia emersonii CBS 393.64
Lineage: Eukaryota; Fungi; Ascomycota; Eurotiomycetes; Eurotiales; Trichocomaceae
Exons: 3
Coding region: 1-630 (209 amino acids)
Source: RefSeq, a predicted model, not a curated record